AUGUCGAGAUAUUCGCUACGACAGACGCCUCGUAAGAAGGAACUCUUCGACGGCAUGAUCGAGACUCCGACUGCGUCGCGGCGCUCGUCGCGUCGCCAAUCCUCCUUCCCUCCCGAGCUGUCUGACCAAGACAACGACUCCAGCUCGGCCGCCGAGACGUCCACCCGCUCGCGAUCGAUCCGUCGGCGCACCACGGCCAAGUUUUCCGAGCACCUCGACGAGGAGGAUGAGCAGCAGCAGCCCGUGAAGCCCGCGCCCGCCACCAACGGCCACACCAGCGCGCCCCAGGCCGCCAACGGCGCGGCCAAGGCCACUAAUGGCUCGGCCAAGGAGAAGUCGCAGGUCAAGGCCGGCGUCUCUGUCGACCCCAACGUGGUUGACGGCUGGCGGCUCGGACAGGACCCCAAGAAGGACUACUCUGGCGAGUUCGAGUUCGGCGGCUCCCUGGGCACCGCGUUCCUCAUGUUCUUCUUCCCCGUCCUCAUGUGGUACAUGUGGAUCGGCGCGACCUACUACGACGGCAAGUUUCCCACGCGGACGCCUGGCCAGACCUGGCCGCAGUUCGCCGCCCAUCUCGUCAACCUCGUCUACACCGGCGCGUUCCCCCACCUCAAGGCCUGGGCCUGGUAUUGGUCCUACCUCAUCUUCCAGGGUGCCUGCUACUGCCUCCUGCCCGGCGUCUGGGGCUGGGGCAAGCCUCUGCCGCAUGAGAACGGCAAGCAGCUCAAGUACUACUGCAACGCCUACGUCAAUCUCUACUUCACCCUCGCCAUCCUCGCCGUCCUCCACUUCAGCGGCAUCUGGAAGCUGUACCAGGCCAUUGACGAGUUUGGCCCCCUUCUGUCGGUUGCCAUUCUGAGCGGCUUCCUCGUCAGCAUCGUCGCCUACGUCUCUGCCAUCUACAGGGGCAAGCAGCACCGCAUGACCGGCCACGUCAUCUAUGACUUCUUCAUGGGCGCUGAGCUGAACCCCCGCAUGUUCGGAAUCCUCGACUUCAAGAUGUUCUUCGAGGUCCGCAUGCCCUGGUACUUCCUGCUCAUCCUGAGCUUGGGCGCCGCCGCUCGGCAGUACGAGCGCUACGGCUACGUGUCUGGCGAGGUUUGGUUCCUCGUCAUGGCCCACUACCUGUAUGCCAACGCAUGCGCCAAGGGCGAGGAGCUCAUCAUCACCACCUGGGACAUGUAUUACGAGAAGUGGGGCUUCAUGCUCAUCUUUUGGAAUUUGGCCGGCGUUCCCCUGUCGUACUGCCACUGCACCAUAUACCUGGCUAAUCACCACCCGUCCGAGUACCACUGGAACCGCUUCGCCUUGGCUGCCAUGUUCGCCGCCUACCUCUUCUGGUACUGGGUGUGGGACAGCUGCAACAGCCAGAAGAACCGCUUCCGCGCCAUGGAGAAGGGCAAGCUCGUCUUCCGCAAGAGCUUUCCUCAGGUUCCCUGGCAGACGCUGCACAACCCCAAGACGAUUGAGACGCCGCAGGGCACCAUCCUCGUUGACGGCUGGUACGGUCUGGCUCGCAAGAUUCACUACACGGCCGAUACCUGGUUCGCCAUCUCGUGGGGCUUGAUUACUGGCUUCAAGAGCCCCUUCCCGUGGUUCUACCCGCUCUUCUUCGUCUGCAUGAUUGCUCACCGAGCGAGCCGCGACAUCACCCGCUGCCGUACCAAGUACGGCGAGGCCUGGCGCGAGUACGAGCGACGCGUCCCGUACCUGUUCAUUCCUUACGUCAUCUAA
This is a messenger RNA of Purpureocillium lilacinum, 1734 nucleotides long. Its product is annotated as C-24(28) sterol reductase. Gene Ontology annotation, molecular function: Delta24(24-1) sterol reductase activity. The record is from RefSeq and is a predicted model, not a curated record. NCBI's taxonomy places the organism in Eukaryota, Fungi, Ascomycota, Sordariomycetes, Hypocreales, Ophiocordycipitaceae. Gene Ontology annotation, biological process: ergosterol biosynthetic process. Gene Ontology annotation, cellular component: endoplasmic reticulum membrane.